Macadamia integrifolia is the source of this 687-nucleotide messenger RNA. RefSeq lists its product as uncharacterized. The transcript has a single exon. NCBI's taxonomy places the organism in Eukaryota, Viridiplantae, Streptophyta, Magnoliopsida, Proteales, Proteaceae. The record is from RefSeq and is a predicted model, not a curated record. The coding region runs from base 1 to 687 and encodes 228 amino acids.
AUGGUGGGCAAUAUGGGUCGCAUUUUUCUUUUGAAUCCAUUUACCAAGGUUUCAAUUCUACUUCCAAAUCAAUCUACUCUUCCUCCUAUAGAUCAGGGAGUUCUAUGUACGGUUAAUGAACAGAGCUCAAACUACAUUCGCAAGGCUAUGUUGUUGCCUACUGACAAUUCUAAUUUGGAUGGCAACAAUUUUGCAUCCUCUUUGGUUGUAGCGAUUUAUGGUACACAUCAUUUAGCUUUCUGUGGACCAGGGGAUGAGGCCUGGACGCCUUUUGAAAAUCACCAUUUAGGAGAAUCUCUUGAAGACAUUAUCUUUUAUGAUGGAAAUUUGUAUGCCAUUAAAUUACAAUAUGAUCUUAUACUUGUGGAGUUAGAAGGUUCUUAUCCAAAAGCAUCAAGUUGUAACAUUGCUCCUCCAGCAGAAAGAGAAGAGGAUAUUACCCUUCCCCUUCCCAGUAAUGAGAUGGUGAAGACUGUUUAUUUGGUGGAAUGUCUUGGAGAGUUGCUAAUGGUUGUUCCAUGUGCUUUAUUUCACGAUCGUUCGAUUAGUCCCAAAACUGCUACGUUCAGCAUAUUCAAGUUAGAUCUACAAGGUCGGUGUUGGAUUAAGGUAAACAACUUGGGUGAUCAAAUGCUAUUUAUUGGCACAAGUACCGGCUGCUCUGUCUCGACAGUUGACUAUCCUUGA